AAUAUUGGUGUGAAUUUUGGGAUAUAAGUGUGCAUACAAGUUUAGGAUUGAGAAACACCUUAAUGGGACAACAAAUAAUCAUGGAAAAAAUAUCUUACAAAGCCAUUUUGCAAGAGUCUCUAAAGGCUAAAGAACCAGAAGAAGCUAUUUUAGCGGACAUUGGGUACAUGCCGGGGGAUAGACGUGGUGCCGCUGGCGUGGAUUCUUCAAUGUUUUCCCACCUUAAACGCAAUUGGCAUUGGACCAGUGUCUCUUAUGGUGGACAUCAGAAUUUCAAAAAAGAAGACGUUCAUAGCGUUCGAGAUGCUCAGCUGAAAUCAGUGCAGAAAAGUGUAUCGUUAAAAGAUUUACCGUGUCACAAAAAAAUUACUGCAGCCACUUUGCAGAUCGGUACCGGAAUGUUAGUAAAAUCAAAAAAACGAGCUGCAGUCAAAAAGUCUAGUAGUGUACCUUUCAUUAAACGCAUAGUAAAGAAAGAUAUAGUUCGUGAAAUAGCUCCACGUAGACAGAGACGUAAACCUGCUAACUAUGAUGAAAUAGACAAACAAGCUUUGCAGAGGAUGAGCAAGUUGAGAGUAGACUGGCAUCCCGAUGAAGAUAGGUUGCUUCUGCUAUGUAAAGUUGGCCUGAUGUAUUUGUUUCCUAAUUGGAGAAGUGUUACCAUUUCUGUGUAUAUUGUACGCGAUAUUUUGCACAAAGUUACACACUCAUAUAAUAAAACAUCAAAAGCAUGUCAACGAAGGAUAUUAUACAUAAUGAAAAAUCCACAGACAGAAAGUAGUGUGCGAUUAUGUUUAGAAGAAAUUCGAUGGAUUCCAGAAAUCAGUAAAAACUUUGGAACGGAUUAUAUAAAAAUGUUUCGUGAAAAAUCUGUAAAUCAUGAUGAAUAUGCAAAUAAAGUAAAUGUCCAUUACGUUGAGUUGGUAACGGCAUUGCGUAGAAUAUUUGGAGGCUUCAGUGUGAACUCAGGACCAUUCUCUGGUAGAUUGCCACGGACUAUACACGAAUUUCUAGAAAAUUAUAAUAUCAGGUUUUCAGAAAUGCAGACUUUAUUGCAUUUACAUUAUAUCACAUCAGAAGUAUCUUGA
Messenger RNA from Ctenocephalides felis (cat flea), 1088 nucleotides. Its product is annotated as general transcription factor 3C polypeptide 1-like. The record is from RefSeq and is a predicted model, not a curated record. The transcript is spliced from 7 exons. The coding region runs from base 63 to 1088 and encodes 341 amino acids. Gene Ontology annotation, cellular component: transcription factor TFIIIC complex. NCBI's taxonomy places the organism in Eukaryota, Metazoa, Arthropoda, Insecta, Siphonaptera, Pulicidae. Gene Ontology annotation, molecular function: DNA binding. Gene Ontology annotation, biological process: 5S class rRNA transcription by RNA polymerase III; transcription initiation at RNA polymerase III promoter.